AUGGACGUCCCCGACGCGACCGACUGGCUCGGCACGCCGCUGGCCGGCCUCCACGAGCUCGAGCAGACGCUGCGCUGCCGCAUCUGCAAGGACUUCUUCAACAGCCCGGUGCUCACUUCGUGCAACCACACCUUCUGCUCUGCCUGCAUCCGCCGAACCCUCUCCGUCAACAACUCGCGCUGCCCGACCUGCCAGGCCGAGGACCAGGCCACAAAGCUGCGCGGCAACUGGGCUAUGCGCGACGCCGUCGAGGCCUUCCAGAAGCACCGUAACGCCAUUCUCAGCUUUACUCGGGCUGCGAUGGCUCAGACACAGCCGCCGGUUAAGGCCCCGGCACACCUGAGUGAGACCAGCACCGACAGCGGCAGUCCGUUCGUCGAGGUCCUGUCUCCGAAGCGUAAGUCGCCGAUGACGCUGGUCGUCGAGGAUCUCGACCCCAAACGCCCCCGCCUGGAGCCCCGCGCCAGCAGGACGAAGGCGCUCGCCGCCCUGUUGAGCAAUUCUGACUCGACCGAGUCUAAGGAGCCGGCAUUCCACUCAGGUGAGACACAUUCUCUCAGGGCUGCCCGCUCCUUCGCUAAGAACGCAGACGACGCCCUGGUCGAGUGUCCCUGCUGCGGACAGCGCAUGCGUGAGUCCCGAGUCAACCAGCAUCUGGACAAGGACUGCCCCGUGAUGAACGGCAGCACGCUGUCCGCCAGCUCCAGCAACACCUCGCUCAACUUCCUUGCCGCCCCGACGUCCACCUCCAUCCCAGCCGCCCUGCAACCCCCCAAACAAAAACCCCCCGAGCGCCUCGCCCCGCUAGCCUACUCCAUGCUCAAGGACCACCAACUUCGUAAGAAGAUGGCCGACCUGGGUCUCCCGACCACCGGCUCCCGGCAGAUGCUGGAGCGCCGGCACCAAGAGUGGGUGACGCUGUGGAACGCGAAUUGCGAUUCCGCGCGGCCGAAGUCAAGAGCGGAGCUGCUGCGCGAGCUGGACGUGUGGGAGCGCACACAGGGCAGUCUGGCGCCGACACACACGCGUGCGGCCCUCAGCGGGGCGCAGAUCAAGGACAAGAACUUUGAUCGCGUCGGGUGGAUGGCCAAGUACAGGGAUAUGUUUCGGGAGUUGACGGAGCAGGCUAGGGCAUCGAUGGAAAAGGCGAAGAAGGGGGCGGAGGAAAAGAAGGAGGGAUCUGCUCCAGCUCAGAGUACUGUUGAGGAGCGGGGCGAGGGUCUGGCUGAAAAGACAGCCCAGGAGAUCCAUUCCCCUCAGGCUGAGGCCCCAGACGAGGAGGCAUCCAGCGAGAGACUACCCGAGUCUGAGGUAGUGCCGGAAACACCGGCGCCAGAACCGGCACCGUAA
This is a messenger RNA of Thermochaetoides thermophila DSM 1495, 1350 nucleotides long. RefSeq lists its product as uncharacterized. Gene Ontology annotation, molecular function: single-stranded DNA binding; ubiquitin protein ligase activity. Gene Ontology annotation, biological process: protein monoubiquitination; DNA damage tolerance. The transcript has a single exon. Gene Ontology annotation, cellular component: Rad6-Rad18 complex; nucleus. Bases 1 to 1350 code for a protein of 449 amino acids. NCBI's taxonomy places the organism in Eukaryota, Fungi, Ascomycota, Sordariomycetes, Sordariales, Chaetomiaceae. The record is from RefSeq and is a predicted model, not a curated record.